AUGUCCUCCUUUAAAAUCGUGUAUGAAGGUGGUCAAGAAAAGAGUGUUAAUGAAGACAGUUCUCAAGCUUUGAGUCAUAUAAUUGACGAGGAUUAUAAUGGUCUUGAGACAAUAGCAACUCAUUCCCAAUUCCUUGAAUCAAGAAAUGGAGAUAGGAUUUCAGAAGUCUCAGAGAGUGCCCAGACAGAGAACCAAGUGGGAAGUCCAAGCAUCCCCCCACCAAAAAGAAGCAAGACUACUCGUCAGUUUUUUAAGCUCAAGGAUGAGAAAUUGCUAAGUGCUAAGGCUGCAGCAAAGCAAUUGAACGUAAGUGCCAGAGUGACACAACAUUGGGUGAAGAAGUAUGAUGAAAACCCUGACAACUUGUUCAACCAUGGCAAGAAGGGCAGGAAAAAAGGACUGACUGACGAGCACAGGAAGUGCAUUAAAGAAUUCAUUACCGAAGAUACAUCUGUCUAUGUUAAAGACGUGAUGGACCAUCUCGUCCUGGUGUUUGGCAAGAUCAAUGUGUCAAAAGAGACUGUCAGAAGGUUUAUAGCCAACGAAUGCAACCUCACAUUCAAAAAGGUCUAUAAGCAGCCUGUAGCAAAGAACACAUUCUGUAAACCAGUUCGCAAAAUGUGA
This is a messenger RNA of Phycomyces blakesleeanus NRRL 1555(-), 624 nucleotides long. RefSeq names its product Homeodomain-like DNA binding domain-containing transcription factor. NCBI's taxonomy places the organism in Eukaryota, Fungi, Mucoromycota, Mucoromycetes, Mucorales, Phycomycetaceae. The coding region runs from base 1 to 624 and encodes 207 amino acids. The record is from RefSeq and is a predicted model, not a curated record. The transcript has 4 exons.